Frieseomelitta varia is the source of this 1524-nucleotide messenger RNA. RefSeq names its product lysosomal aspartic protease (gene cathD). Gene Ontology annotation, cellular component: lysosome. Gene Ontology annotation, molecular function: aspartic-type endopeptidase activity. The transcript is spliced from 7 exons. The coding region runs from base 176 to 1336 and encodes 386 amino acids. Gene Ontology annotation, biological process: proteolysis; cell death. The record is from RefSeq and is a predicted model, not a curated record. Lineage: Eukaryota; Metazoa; Arthropoda; Insecta; Hymenoptera; Apidae.
CGAUAAUCUUGGAGGAUCCUUUAUUAAAGAAGCUCUCGCUCGGUGAAUCACUAGUGUAGUUCCCGGCAAUAGUAUUGCGCAGAAAGUUCAAAGGAAACUUGGAGCAUCAAUUUCUAAACGUCGUAUGUAAGAAAAAUUUUGAAGUUUCUUACUUCAAACGGGAACCUGCUUAAAAAUGUUUCGCACCGUUCUGUGCCUUUGCGCUAUCGCGGCGCUGACUAAUGCCGAUAUCGUGAGAAUUCGUUUGCACAAGAUGGACAGUGUUAGGAAACAACUCAAAGAAUAUAAUACUGAAAUGUACCAAGCUCAUAUGGUGCAAGGAGAUUUUCCUCAACCAGAGCCUCUUUCCAAUUAUCUAGACGCUCAAUAUUAUGGCGAAAUUAGUAUUGGAACUCCGGCGCAAAACUUCAAAGUAAUCUUUGAUACUGGUUCUUCAAACUUGUGGAUUCCAUCUAAGAAAUGCCACCUUACCAACAUUGCUUGCAAACUGCACCAUAAAUAUGAUAGCACAAAAUCGUCCACGUACAAAAAGAAUGGUACCGAUUUCGCUAUCCAUUAUGGCUCUGGCAGUCUUUCUGGUUAUCUCUCGACUGAUGUUGUGGAAAUUGCUGGACUCAAAGUCCAGGACCAGACCUUUGCCGAAGCUAUGAGCGAACCCGGAUUGGCUUUCGUUGCUGCUAAAUUCGACGGCAUCUUAGGUAUGGGUUAUUCUAGAAUCGCUAUCGAUGGCGUAACACCUGUUUUCUACAACAUGUUCAAACAAAGAUUGGUACCUCAACCCGUUUUCAGUUUCUACUUGAACAGAAAUCCUGAUGAUAAGUUUGGUGGAGAAUUAAUCCUUGGCGGUUCAGAUCCACAGCACUAUCAAGGUUCGUUCACCUAUGUCCCAGUCGACAAAAAAGGAUACUGGCAAUUCAGAAUGGAUGGAAUCAAAGUAGGAUCCCAAAAUUUGGCAGUCUGCAAGCAAGGAUGCGAAGCUAUUGCUGAUACAGGCACUUCACUCAUUGCUGGGCCAGUCAAAGAAGUUGAAGCCAUCAACAAGGCUAUUGGAGCUACUCCCAUCGCAGCUGGAGAAGCAAUGGUAGAUUGUAACUCCAUUCAUAACUUGCCUACGAUCAACUUUGUGCUUGGUGGCCAGUCUUUCCCUUUGACUGGUGAGGACUACGUUCUGAAGGUUACGCAAUUCGGCAAGACCGUCUGUCUCAGCGGAUUCAUGGGAUUGGACGUUCCUCCACCAAACGGGCCACUAUGGAUCUUGGGAGACGUUUUCAUCGGCCGUUAUUAUACCGAGUUCGAUAUGGGAAACAACCGUGUCGGUUUUGCCAAGUCAAAAUAAGAGAAAGUUGAAGAAAUAAGUCAGCGGUUUUUAAAUUAUGCAUUCCUUCUUGGAAUGUCUAUUUUCGUGUAUAUUACGUUCAUACGUCUUCUGUAAUAUUUCCAGUAAUUUCUCUGCUUUUCAUAUGUACUGUACGUACAGUAUCCGUACGAGACAAAAAGUAAAUGUAACAAUAAGUAUGAAUAAUA